AUUCCAGAUCGCAGCCAUGGCAGGCGACGAGGAUGAGCACUAUACGGUGCUGGGGCUGCCUUCAGGAGAAGAAGGGUUUCAGCUGUCGUCAGAGGAGAUUCGUCGAGCGUACAAGCGCAAGGCAUUCGAGCUGCACCCGGACAAGAGGCCCGACGACGAGAACGCAAAACAAAAGUUCCAGAAGCUGCAAUCGUCCUACCAAGUGCUCAAGGACCACACAUCGCGCAACCAAUACAAUGAUCGCCUUCGCCUCAAGAUACUGCAGGGUCGUCGUCGUCGUUCCUCCUCCGAGCCAGAGAAGAAGAAGCAGAAGCAGCAGGCCCACCGAUCUUUUCCUAUUGUACUAUUGCUACUCGGUUUAAUAAACAGAAUAGUUGAACGAAUCUCCCAACCCUAAUUUCCUUUCCAUUAUUUCUUCUUCGAUCUUUCCCAAAUUCCCUCAUACGAAACAACCUAAAAACGUGUUUCUAUCGUCUGGUAUUAGAGCGAGAAUGAGUUCGCGUCACAACUCACUACUCAAGAGUCGCGGGCUCGACGAAUCAAAGAAAAGCUAGCUGCAAUGUGCCAUCAACUCACAGGCUUGAAGUUUCACUUGACAAUAACGGACUUACGCUACGGAAAAUACUACAUUCGAUGUAAAAAUAAUUUACCUAACAUAAACCUUUGUGUAAUGCAAAUUAAUGAGAUUGUCAAAAUGUUAGUUAAUACCUUAAUGAUAAAGGAAUUUUUAUUCAAACUUAUAUUACGAAAGGCCGGCGUAAUAAGUUUGUUUCGUUGAUACAUAAGAAAUAACUAUCCAUCGAUCCACAGUGUCUUAAUCAUUAUGGAAGACCUACGUAAUGCGUUUGCUUAAUAGGUACAUAAGAAAUAACUAUCACUGAUACGUUUUACGUAUUGUCUUAAUCAUUACGGAAGACUUAUGUAAUACAUUUGCUUAAUUGAUACAUAAGAAAUAAAUGUCCCUCCAUGAUAUUGUAUAUUCUUUCAUUCCACUUCUCCGGCCUCCUAAUGGAGUCUAAACAUGUAUGUUAUUUCAGCGGUAUGAAACAGGUAAAUUACAGUUAAACCGUGAUUUCAUCACAAAAUAUAAUAUCGUUAUCUUUUUUUUGUACAACUUCCAGUAUGGUUUGACAAUGCUUGCUUUCACAUGGUACAAUCUUACAUAGUGUUCAUUUGGGUUUCAUAGUGCAAACUUCAAACACGUGAGUUGGUCUUAGUAGGCAUAUAUUGACCAUACAAACAUCAUGAUCGAGUUAUCAUAGUCGGUCCAUAUAGAAGAGGUAAUUGCUAUAUAUACACACAUGUGUGUGUUCUGCCAUUGCUGUUUUGAUGUAGCUUUUUUCAUGUGUUUUUUUUUUUUUUCAGUACCGUCGAUAGCUACAUUUCAUGCAGAUUCACACACGUCGGUUUACCCAAACACCAGCCAAGAAGUAAUACCCAUUUCGUAAUACACAAUGAAUGCUAGCUAGCUAGGCGAGUCUUCAUUGAGAGGGGAGAAUUUGGGUGGAUUCUGGUGUUGGUUGAGAAGGAAGACAUGCACGUGAUUGUUUAGUGUUAAGUAGGAUUUUAUUUAUAAUGUCGUUUUGCAGACUGCAACGACAGUGUUUAUGGAGUUGAAUCACCAAUGAAGCAUGCAUUUGACCAUAUAGAAAUCAUAACAACACAAAAUGGUAAAUUAAAACAACGAAGAUUGGUCGAGAUGUUAAUUAUUAACUAGAUCCAGGAUGAUCUUCAAAGUUAGGGUCUUGAUUCUUCUCCAUGAUUAGUUUUCAACUUUUCAAUAGGUCAAGUUGACUUCGAAGUUCAAACUUAAAAUAGGAGACCUCGUUUUGGAAGUUGUGUUAUUAGUAUAGUUGGAGGAAUUGUAUUGGCGGUCUGUCCAGAAAAUUUCGAGCGUUGGAGAUUCGCCUCUAUAAUAGUCUAUUAGUUUGCAAAAAGGAAAGAAGAGUUUUGUUGGUCGCCCUCCACCUAGCCGUCGGGAAUGUAUCUUGCCUAUGCAUUUGAUCAAUGAAGGGUGUUGUUUCGAUCAAGAUUAUGAACCAUAAUGAUUGGGCUCUGUAUCAAAUUUCAUUUUGUUCGAUCUCCUCGGGUGUGAAUGAAAAUGUGUCGAGAGG
This is a messenger RNA of Linum trigynum, 2114 nucleotides long. NCBI's taxonomy places the organism in Eukaryota, Viridiplantae, Streptophyta, Magnoliopsida, Malpighiales, Linaceae. The record is from the annotation of a GenBank genome assembly.